Messenger RNA from Styela clava, 2813 nucleotides. Its product is annotated as solute carrier family 15 member 2-like. NCBI's taxonomy places the organism in Eukaryota, Metazoa, Chordata, Ascidiacea, Stolidobranchia, Styelidae. Gene Ontology annotation, biological process: transmembrane transport; oligopeptide transport. Gene Ontology annotation, molecular function: transmembrane transporter activity. The record is from RefSeq and is a predicted model, not a curated record. Gene Ontology annotation, cellular component: membrane.
AGUUUCCAAACGCAAAGCGCCAGCAUCAGCGAAUUAGCAAUAAUCGAGUUUUGGGUUGAAAAUUAUUCACGUUACGUAGUAUAAUAUGGUUUAGAUACAGCAUGUAUGUCAUUAUACUCAAUUUGCAGAAUUCCCAGUUUAUUCACCUAAAACAUCGCUUCAAGUUUCAGUGGAUAUACAGCACAUACUGCAAUUUUUUUAUUUAGUAUAAUUUAUUUUAUAUGUAAAUUUACCAAAUAAAAUCACAAGAUUCAAUUCUAAUUACAAAAAAAACUGACUAAUAAUGCGCUGUAUAUAGUCUAUUAUAUUGAGAUACUCUGUCCAAUACAUAUAGUGCGAUAUUUGAAAAAGUUUUAGCAAUGAACAGUACAUCGUCCGGAGUCGAUGAAGAGGUCGAAUUAUCAAAAUUGGUCGUCGCUGAACAUGAAGAUUCAGCAUUGUGCCAUAAUUCCGAUGUAGAUAAAAAGAAAAAGAAUCACAAGGCGAAAUAUCCUAAGCACGUCUUUCUCAUUAUCGGAAAUGAAUUUUGCGAAAGAUUUUCAUACUAUGGAAUGAGAACUGUUCUUGUUCUGUAUGUCCGAAAUUUCCUCGGAUUUGGAGACGAUGACGCGACGACACUUUUCCAUGCAUUCACCAUGCUUGCAUAUUUUACACCAUUGAUGGGAGGAAUCAUAUCAGAUUCAAUGUGGGGAAAAUACAAAACAAUCAUCAUUCUUUCUAUCGUAUACAUCGCGGGACAUGGAUUUAAAACUGUCGCAGCAAUACCGUAUAUUCCUCAGAGGAGUGCUCACAUAGCUUUAUCCGUUAUCGGAUUACUGCUCAUUGCUGUUGGGACUGGUGGAAUCAAACCUUGUGUUUCCAGCUUUGGUGGUGAUCAAUUCCAAUCAGGCCAGGACGUCUACAGAAAACAGUUUUUCUCUCUUUUUUAUUUCACCAUCAAUGCUGGUGCGUUACUAGCAAAAAUUAUCAUGCCAAUAUUUCGUGCUGAUUUAAAAUGCUACCCUGGAGAAGAAAGCCCAUUGUUCGAAGAGUGUUAUUCGGUUGCGUUUGGUCUUCCUGGAAUCUUGAUGAUUAUAGCACUUGUUCUCCUAGUUUUUGGAUCAUCGAAGUACACAAAGACCCCGCCAUCAGGAAGCAUAUUUUUGAGAUUUUGUAAAUGCAUUUACUCCGCUUGCAAAAACAGAUGGAAUACGAAACCGGCGGAAAGAAACAAAGCUCAUUGGGUUGAUUACGCUGAUGCCACGUCAAGAAUGAAGCGAGAUACAAAAUAUGUGCUGGGAGUACUUGUCAUUUUUUCUCCGCUUCCUUUGUUUUGGGCAUUGUUUGACCAGCAGGGAUCAAGAUGGACACUUCAAGCUUUACAAAUGGAUCGGUACUGGGGAAGCUAUUUGAUAAAACCGGAGCAAAUGGAUACAAUUAAUCCUAUACUGAUCGUCACUCUGAUUCCAUUAUUUGAAGCAACUCUUUAUCCGUUAUUACGACAUUAUAAAAUUCCAUUUACAUCCAUAAGAAAAAUGGGAGCCGGACUUAUUCUAGCUGGAUUAUCGUUCAUUGUGACAGCGAUGGUUCAAUUUGAAAUCGAUAAAACGCUGACACCUCUGCCAAGUACAGAUCAAUUUGCUGUGAGAAUCAUAAAUACUUCACCACACAUUAUUAACUUUAAAUCGGACCAUUCAAUCGUCGAUGCUUUGAUAUUGAAACCAAACGAGGUUAGUAAGACACAAACGGAAUUCAUGGAGACGAAUGAAUGGAAAUUCUUAAACUUGACGUAUUCAAUUGAAAACAAAGAAUCGUCAAGUCAAUCAAUAUCCAUUGCUGUUAAGCCUUCAAAAAUAACAGAAGUAGUCAUCUCAGGAGAAGAUGCAGAUAUAUGGUUUCAGUCCGAUUUGCUGAGCAAACAACCGGAAGAUGGAUCGGGAAUAGUAGGAUUUGUAAAUAGUGAUCGAGGAAAAUAUUAUGUAAAAUUUGAUGACGAUCCUGGAUUGACAAUGCAAUUAGAACCAAUGUCAAGAUCACGUGGAAUAAGACUUCCUGUGGGAAGUAAUUAUUAUUCUGUUUACGAUAUUGGCGAAACCGGAAACAAUACUAAGGAAAUGCUUUUCAAAGGCGAAGUUGACAUAAAGUUAAGUGGAAUAUACAGUGUUGUUCUUAUAAGCUCAAAACAUGAAAAGAAAAACAUACAUUCCAUGGAAUACGAAAAUGCUAAUCAAAUAGAGGACGUCAAUCACUUUCGCGUCAGUGUUGCAUGGAUGAUACCACAAUAUGUUUUAAUCACGGUUGGAGAAGUAUUUCUAUCGGUGACAGGACUAGAAUUCGCAUAUACCCAGGCUCCACCGAAUAUGAAGUCGGUUAUGACAAGCUUUUGGUUAUUAACAAUUUCUCUUGGAAACGUUAUCGUAAUUAUGGUAGCUCAGAUGAAAUCGAUCAAAAGACAAGCUCACGAGUUUCUGUUGUUCGCCGGGUUGAUUGGUAUAGCUUCAAUUGUAUUCAUAUUCCUUGGACGCAGGUACACUCCAGUCGAUGAGGAUGAGUUUGAAAAAGAUAAGAUAGAAGAUGCGGAAGAAGAUGUACAGAUAUAAUGCAAAACACAAUGAUGAUUUUAUUCGCGAACAUGCUCAUAUCCCACAUAUAUAUUUCAUUAUUUUUUUUAAAUAAAUACUAAUGCUUUAGAUUAGCGGUUCCCAAAUUAUGGGUCGCAAAAGGAAACUUAGUGGGUCGUGAAAAAAAGUAGUAAGCUUUGAUUAAUUAUAUUGGCUAUUAGGAUCGGUGGCGACUCGAAUACGUGAAUCUUCAAAAAAAAAAAAAAUCAAAUU